This is a messenger RNA of Manihot esculenta (cassava), 1194 nucleotides long. Its product is annotated as L-ascorbate peroxidase, cytosolic. NCBI's taxonomy places the organism in Eukaryota, Viridiplantae, Streptophyta, Magnoliopsida, Malpighiales, Euphorbiaceae. Gene Ontology annotation, biological process: cellular response to oxidative stress; hydrogen peroxide catabolic process; response to reactive oxygen species. The record is from RefSeq and is a predicted model, not a curated record. Gene Ontology annotation, molecular function: heme binding; peroxidase activity. Bases 175 to 942 code for a protein of 255 amino acids. The transcript has 10 exons.
CAACAUCCAACGGCUUGCUACAAAAUUACUAGAACCUUCUCAUCAUCCAACCUUCCCUUUAUAUCUCUGCGCUACAUUACUCUACCAGUUUGUGGUUAGCUCGUGCCUGCCUUGUGCUGGGGGUUUAAUUCACUCAUUGCCAGUUUCUUUGAGCUCAGAAUCGCUGAAGGAAAAAUGACGAAGAACUACCCAAAAGUUAGUGAAGAGUACCAGAAGGCCGUCGAUAAGGCCAAGAAGAAGCUCAGAGGUUUCAUUGCCGAGAAGGGCUGCGCUCCUCUUAUGCUCCGUAUCGCGUAUGUUGUAUCUAGAUGGCACUCAGCUGGAACCUAUGACGUUAAGACCAAGACUGGAGGCCCAUUUGGAACCAUGAGACACGCAGCGGAACAGGGCCAUGCUGCUAACAAUGGGCUUGAUAUUGCUGUUAGACUCCUUGAGCCCAUCAAACAGCAGUUCCCUAUCCUCGCCUAUGCCGACUUCUAUCAGCUCGCUGGUGUCGUUGCCAUUGAGAUCACUGGUGGGCCUGAGGUCCCAUUCCACCCUGGAAGAGAGGACAAGCCUGAGCCACCUCCAGAAGGUCGUCUGCCUGACGCUACCAAGGGUUCUGAUCACUUGAGGGAUGUGUUUGGCAAAACAAUGGGUCUCAGUGACCAGGAUAUUGUUGCUCUCUCUGGUGCCCACACCCUGGGAAGGUGCCACAAGGAACGCUCUGGUUUCGAAGGUCCCUGGACCAGCAACCCAUUAAUCUUUGACAACUCCUACUUCAAGGAGCUCUUGAGUGGAGAGAAGGAAGGCCUUCUACAAUUGCCAUCUGACAAAGCUCUCGUUGUUGAUCCUGUCUUCCGCAAAUAUGUUGAAAAAUAUGCUGCUGAUGAAGAAGCAUUCUUUGCUGAUUAUGCUGAGGCCCAUGUGAGGCUCUCUGAGCUGGGAUUUGCGGAGGCCUAAGCCCAUGGAUGUAGAGGAAGGUGCCGACAACCUGCAUGCCAUUUCAGUGUUUAUGUUCAUUAAUGGGGAAAAUUAUGUGUCUUUCAUUAAUGGGGUAAACUUUGUUUUAGGCAGUGGUUUGGUUAUGGAGGAAAGCGUAGUCGUAGCUUCUUUUGUUGGCAUAUGAAUGAUGGAUUGGAAGUUGAAUUAGAAUACUUGGUACUCUUCCUUUAUGAUUAAAUAAAUAUAAGAUGAUGAAACUAUGCAAGUAAA